AUGUCCCAUCCACAACCUCCACCACAAAGCUCAAUACCGGGCUACCGUCCGACCCCGUUUCUUAGCCGUGGCAAGAAAUUCCUCCUUGUCUCAAUCUUCGUCGUCCCUAUAGCAAGCUAUGCCUGGCUCAAACGCCUCGAAGCCCGAUCUCGAGAGCAGACGCGCCUCCUCGAGGAAGAAGGACGACGGAACUGGAUCCGCGAGAACCAGAAGUUCACGAGGAGAGAUCUCAGUGUCGCGGUAGGGAGAAGCGGCGGCGGUGUAUGA
Exophiala viscosa is the source of this 267-nucleotide messenger RNA. RefSeq lists its product as uncharacterized. Bases 1 to 267 code for a protein of 88 amino acids. NCBI's taxonomy places the organism in Eukaryota, Fungi, Ascomycota, Eurotiomycetes, Chaetothyriales, Herpotrichiellaceae. The record is from RefSeq and is a predicted model, not a curated record. The transcript is spliced from 2 exons.